AAAGAUUUCCCCCAAUUAAACAUUUUACGCUAGUUUUAGUGUGUGUAUGGUUAAGUCAGUGUGUUUUCAAAAUGAACAUAACAUUGUUCGGUGAAUUGUUAGUAGCACCAGCUUCGAAAAUUCGUGUCGUUGUAGGGAACUGAAAGCUUUGGUGUUAUUACAUCGGUUUUGUUUUAAAUAACUAGCGGAAGUUUAGUAUUCGUAGCAUUUAACAUGAUACGCAAAUUAAGAACACAUUUUAGUUGCUUUCUUUUAAACUAAUGCAAGGUGCGUCCUAAAGCAAGAAAGUCUAGGCGAGUACGCAAUCAAAAUUUACUUAUUUGUUACGCCAUUUAUUGUAGCAAGUGUAUUAUUAAUAAUAAUAAUAAAUGCAGUGUGACCGAUUGCCAGUAAUAGUUGUGUUGUUUUUUGACAACAGAAAAGUUGGUUUAAUUCUGUAACUACUGCUGAAGUGAUCUCAAGGAAGUAGUAAAUUGCAAUUGUGCGAACAUAUUUUGAAUCUAAACCGUAUUUUUUAUGCAGUGUUAUGAAAUUUAUAAACAUGUGAUUAUUGAACAAAAUAUUAAUAUCAGAUGUCUCCUUCCAAAGAUGAUAUAUCUGCAUUUGCAGUUUACAGUUCCUCGAAAAAUAAAAAGAAAAGAAAUAGGAAAUCUAAAGUCAGUAUACAGGAAUCUGAGGAUAUGUUUCGAGAAGAAGAGGAAUUUUAUGUUGAAGAAGUUUUAAAUGACCACAAUGAGCCUAGUGCUUCUAAUUCUUGUAACAAUAUUAAAGACAAGAAGAAGAAAAAAAGAAGCAAUUUAUCUUUUACAGUUACUAGUGAGCCACAAAGGGCUUCUGGUGUUGAAAUUAUAGAUGUUGAUGAGAAUUCUAAUGAUGUUCUACUAAUUGAGAAUACAAAAAAAGGAAAAAGGAGAAAAAUUGUUGUAUUGGAUCCUGAAAGUGAAGAAGUGGAAGAGGAGAUUAUAUUUGAGGAUAUAACUGGAAGGAAAACAAACAGAACUCAAUCAAAAAUAAAUUCCACAAAAGGAACAAAGCAAAAGAAAGGUACAGCGAGUUCAGAUGACUCGUCUGUGAGUCCAGAUGUUUGCAUAAUUGAAGAGGAAGAGAGUGAAGAAGAUGAGAGCUACAGUGGUAACAGUGUAGAUGAGGCCAGGAAAUUAUUUGCUUGGCUUAUAAAUCCAGUUAUUCCAGCAGAUUUCUUCAACAAUGCAUGGGAGAAAAGACCAGUGCAUGUAAAGCGUGGUGUUCCUGAGUACUACAAGCCUGUUGUAUCUACAUCAGAUAUAGACAAAAUGUUGAGAAAUAAUAAUGUUCAGUUUACGAAGAAUUUGGAUGUAACAUCAUAUUCUAAUGGUAAAAGAGAGACUCAUAAUCCUGUUGGCCGUGCUCUGCCAAACAUUGUGUGGGAUUAUUACAAGAAUGGCUGCAGUGUUCGUCUGCUUAAUCCGCAGACAUAUAUUCCAAAACUCGCUCUUUUAAAUUCUUCUUUACAAGAAUACUUUGGUUGUUCUGUUGGAGCAAAUAUAUACUUGACACCUCCAGACACUCAAGGCUUUGCACCACAUUAUGAUGACAUUGAAGCUUUUAUUAUGCAAGUUGAAGGGCAGAAACACUGGAAACUGUAUGCACCAAAGUCAGAAUCUGCAACUCUACCAAGAUUUUCGAGUGGAAACUUCACUGAGGAUGAAAUAGGGAAACCUAUAAUGGAACUCACUCUUCAGCCAGGUGAUUUGUUGUAUUUUCCACGAGGCACAAUUCACCAGGGUCGGGCUGUACCAGGAAGCCACUCGUUACACAUUACGCUGUCAUGCUAUCAGCGUAACACAUGGGGUGAUUUAAUGGAAAAGGUAGUUACUGCAGCUGUACGAAUUGCGGUGGAAGAGAAUAUUGAAUUUCGGAGGGGGUUGCCUCAAGAUUAUUUGAACUUCAUGGGCAUUGCACAUAGUCAUGAAUCUUCAUCACAAAGAACAGACUUCAUUGAUAAGAUAAAAUCUCUUACAAUGAAACUGUUUGACUAUGCACCAAUUGAUGCAGCAGUUGAUCAGAUGGGAAAACAAUUUCUUCAUGAUGCAUUGCCACCAGUGCUAACUGCAGAAGAGAAGCAGUGUUCAUCUUUUGGAGAUGGUCACAGAAUGGGGCCCAAUGGAAAGCUUAUCAGUGGUGGUGAAAUUACUUUGGAAACAAAAAUAAAGUUGCUAAGAGCUCAUAUUGUCAGGUUGGUCUCUGAAGAAGAUUCUGUCCGGAUAUACCACAGUAUUGAUAAUUCACUUGAAUAUCAUGGGGAGGAACCACAAUACCUUGAGAUUGCUUUUGAACUUGCCCCAGCUGUAGAACAUCUUAUCUGUUCUUAUCCUGAAUUUAUUAAAGUCUCAGAAUUGCCUUUGGAGUCAGAAGAGCAAAAGGUGCAGAUCAUUGGUGACCUGUGGGAAAGAGGACUUCUGUUAACUGAUGGAAUUCUGAAACCAGUAAUUGAUUGUUAAUAUGAUGUUCCAUCAUUGUUCUUGUAUGUGGAUGUCAACAGUGAAAUAGGUAAUUAUCAUCUGAAGAACGAUGCUUAAUGUAUGACUUGUAUCACACAUAAAGUACGUAAAUAUUA
Molecule: messenger RNA, 2596 nt
Organism: Zootermopsis nevadensis
Lineage: Eukaryota; Metazoa; Arthropoda; Insecta; Blattodea; Termopsidae
Gene: NO66
Product: Bifunctional lysine-specific demethylase and histidyl-hydroxylase NO66
Cellular component (GO): nucleolus
Molecular function (GO): histone H3K4 demethylase activity; histone H3K36 demethylase activity
Source: RefSeq, a predicted model, not a curated record